AUGACUAGUUUAGACAACGUCAUAGACAGGCAACGUGGUUAUUUAAGACAACUGACCGAACUGCAUAUGCGAUUCUUGUCGAAAGUCGAAAAGACUAGGGGUUAUCUAACUAGUCUUCUUCAGGAAGUAGAUGAUCUAAAUCGACAUUUUAAGGAAAAACAUGAGGAGAUUUUAGAUAUUAUUCGCGAAACUUCCAUGAAUACUCGUGAUGUUCCGUAUAUCCAAGACGAUACUUAUUAUACGUUCUCUGACUUGUUUUUGCUUUUUAAAGGAGCAAUUCUUGAUAUUCUUCCUGAACAGACAGACCAUUCGCCUGCUUAUACUAGCACAUUUGCACUUCCUUCUAAUCAUGCGGACACAUCUGCUAGCGUAGAUGCAAAAUUACCUAAGAUAUCUUUACCAAAAUUCUCCGGCGAUUACAUGGAAUGGGUUCCAUUUCAAGAUAUCUAUAUGAAUCUUGUACAUAAUAAUAAUUAUCUUUCUAAAGUUCAAAAGUUUUAUUACUUAAAAGGCACUCUUUCGGGAGAAGCUGCUAGCUUAAUUAAGCCCAUAUCUGCUACGGAAGCCAAUUAUGAUCUUGCAUGGUCCACCUUGACAUCGAGAUAUCAUAAUGAACGUGUCAUCGUAGAUGCCUUGGUUAGGAAAUUUUUGAACAUACCAAAAUCAGAUGGAACUUUUCAAUCUGUAAAAACACUUCUUGAUACUACUCAGGAGUGUAUUAGUUCACUAAAAAAUUUAGGCUUUGAUACUUCUACAUGGGAUCCACUUUUGAUUACCAUAAUUGGACAGAAGCUGGAUUUAUUAACGCGUAGGGAUUGGGAACAUUCUUUAAAAUCAUCUACAGCGGUACCCAGCAUUGGGGAAAUGUUCAGUUUUCUUGAGAGAACCUUUAGAACUCUCGAAUCUUUACAUGAAGACAUACCUUCUUCAAAUAAAACUAAUAGUUUCCCAAAGGGAAAUCAUUCAAAGUCUAAAAAGACAGUUUUUCAUACAAAUCAAGUUACACAAAAACAUCAUGUUUUGUGUUCACUUUGUAAAAAGACUCAUGCUUUAUCGAAAUGUUACAAAUUUAUUGCAUUUCCAGCAAAAUCAAAGGAGGAAUUUGUUUCUAAUAAUAAUAUUUGUCGUAAUUGCCUUACAGUGGGUCACCAUCACAGUAACUGUACCUCUACAUAUCGGUGUAAUAUGUGUAAACAGCCUCAUCAUACCAUUUUACAUCAGGAUAACUCAGACAGUUCUAUGACUCCAUACUCGGAUGGUAUUCCCAAGAAUGUGGACAAUACUACUUAUUCGAAUGUUCAAGUUUCUUCCAACAAUGUUUAUUUGUUUGGAAACGUGGUUCUUUCCACUAUUCGCUUAAUUGUGAAUUCUGAAAAUGGUAAAUUUCCAUUCAGGGCACUUUUAGAUCCUGGUUCACAGGGUACAUUAGUGACUGAAAGGGCAGUACAGCUUUUACGUCUUAAGAGACACAGAUCAGAUUGUGUCGUACAGGGUGUAGGUGAAACUAGAAUUGAUAGUUCUAAGUCAUGGGUUCUUCUUGAUAUUUGGUCGACAGUAUGUAAACCGAUAAUUUCUUGCCCGGCUCUUGUUUUACGUAAAUUAACAAGUUAUACGCCUAGUACUUCCCUUGGAAAAGUUUCGAUACCUGAUAGUAUUGUAGAAUCAUUAGCUGAUCCCAAGUUUGAUCAAUCUGAUGAAAUUGAUAUCAUUCUGGGCUCAGAUAUUUUAAGCUCGAUAGUAAUACCUGGUAAAUCAUUCAACUUUAAAAACCUGUUUUUCCAAGAUACUUUGUUUGGUUGGGUAUUCACGGGUCCUACUAGUGACCGAUCAUUUUGUAGUAUAAACGUGAAUAUGGUUAACUUAGAUGAUACUUUGAGACUUUUUUGGGAGCAAGAGGAAGUUGAGGUGAAAAGAGAAUUAACAAAUGAUGAGAUACUAUGUGAGCAAUAUUUUUGUAAAACAACGAAACGUAGUGAAAGCGGACGAUUUAUCGUCAAUUUACCCUUCAAAUCUGUUGUUAAUGGUUCAACAUAUAUUGAUUUGAAUAACAACCACACCAAUGCUUAUAAUCGAUUGUUACAUUUAGAACGUCGUUUUGCUAGUCAGCCACAAUUUUGCGAGAGAUAUAUGGCGUUUAUGCGAGAGUACGAGUCGUUGUGCCAUAUGAGUAGGGUAGGCAGUUAUCCAGAUAAUGUUCCUGAAAAUGGUUUCAUGUUACCACAUCAUGGUGUAUUAAAAGAAGAGAGCACAACAACCAAAUUGCGAGUGGUUUUCGAUGGCAGCAGCCAUUUAGCCGGUUGUAGCUCCCUUAAUGACCAACUUUGUUCCGGACCCGCUUUGCAAAACGAUUUGCCGCAGAUUAUUAACAGAUGGAGACGUCAUAGGAUAGGAUUUUGUGCGGACAUAGAGAAAAUGUUCCGACAAAUUGAGGUAUGUCAAGAACAUAGACGGUUUCAACAGAUUUUAUGGCGUUUUAACCCUAAUGAAGAAAUCUCAGUUUACGAGUUGAAUACUGUUACCUACGGAACUACACCAGCUCCCUACUUAUCAAUAAGGGUUCUUCGAAAACUAUCUGAAGACUACUGCUCUUCGUUUCCUAUUGAGUCUAAAAUUCUAGCUUGCGACUCCUACGUCGAUGAUAUAAUAUCUGGUUCUGAUACAUUGGAAGAAGCAAUUUCUAUACAGAAAAAUUUAUGCACUUUACUUGAGAAUGGAGGUUUUAAACUUAGAAAAUGGGUUUCUAAUUGUCCAGAUAUUUUAGUUCAAAUACCUGAGGAAUACAAGGAAAAGUCAACUUCCUUAAAUUUUGACCAUGAUAAUGUGGUUAAAACGUUAGGAAUUCAAUGGAUACCGAUAACUGAUACCUUCACAUUUAGAGUAAAUUCACCACUAACAAAUAAAGUUACAAAGCGUAUUAUUCUCUCCGAGUCCGCAAGACUUUUCGACCCAUUAGGUUGGCUUGCACCAACAACUAUAUUGACCAAAAUCCUGUUUCAGAAGUUAUGGUUGGAAGGAUUGGAUUGGGAUUCUGAGGCAAAAACUAAGGUAUCGCCGGUGAAGACUGUAACAAUUCCAAGGCUUGAACUUUGCGCAGCUGUACUUUUGGUUAAAUUGGCUCAGAAGGUUAUUAAAUCCCUAUCAGAUAUUAAUAUUAAAAAUAUCGUUUAUUGGAGUGAUAGUUCCACAGUACUAAGUUGGAUAAAAAAGCAUCCCUCACGAUGGAGUGUAUAUGUUUCCAACCGAGUUGCAGAAAUACAACGCUAUACAAACACUAAUCAGUGGAGAUAUGUACCUUCAGCGUCUAACCCAGCUGAUCCCGCUUCCAGAGGAAUAUUACCGGAAGAUCUAGUGAAAAAUAUGAUGUGGUGGCAUGGACCAGAGUUUUUAAAGGAUUCCUCCUCUUGGCCAAAGAAUAUUUGUAAUGUUGAAACUUCUUUAGAAGAACGCGCUUCAAAGGAGUUGCAAGUUCUAUACAAUAGAAGCCAAGCGUCGUUGCCAGAAGAACUUCGAGAGGAUUUGUCUCACUCUGGUACAAACUGGCAUUUCAUACCGCCAGCCUCACCUCAUUUUGGAGGAUUGUGGGGGGCUGGCGUAAAAUCAGCCAAAUAUCAUCUUAAACGCAUUAUGACUGAUCGAGUGUUCAGCUACGAAGAGCUUACAACUUUGUUAUGUCAGAUCGAAGGUUGUCUUAACUCGCGACCCCUUUGCCCUCUAUCUACGGAUCCGACUGAUAAUGAUGCCUUGACGCCCGCACAUUUUCUGAUUGGAGAGCCUACCGUUUGUCUACAAGAAGAAGAUCUACUUGAUGUUAAUGAUCAACAUUUACCACGUUGGAAGGCUAUAGAGAAGAUGAAGCAAUCAUUUUGGAAGAGGUGGUAUUCCGAAUAUUUAACCCGUUUACAGUCAAGACCAAAAUGGUUAGACAAUCUACGUACUAUACAAAAGGGAGAUUUAGUUCUUAUAAAAGAUGAAAGGUGUGCACCAGGGCAAUGGUCUCUUGGAAGAAUUCAUGAAAUCCAUCCUGGUACGGAUGGACGCGUAAUAUCUUUUCGCCUAAAAACGUGA
Messenger RNA from Lucilia sericata (common green bottle fly), 4065 nucleotides. RefSeq lists its product as uncharacterized. Bases 1 to 4065 code for a protein of 1354 amino acids. Gene Ontology annotation, molecular function: nucleic acid binding; aspartic-type endopeptidase activity. The transcript has 4 exons. Lineage: Eukaryota; Metazoa; Arthropoda; Insecta; Diptera; Calliphoridae. Gene Ontology annotation, biological process: proteolysis. The record is from RefSeq and is a predicted model, not a curated record.